CCUCGGUUGUGAUUGAAUGCAACACUAAGGCCUUUUCCGGUCUCUUUUCACCCACCCACAGGAAGAAAAUGGUGAGUGGAAAAAUAGUCAGAGAUGUAUCUUACAACAUCUAUUUAUGUAUCUGUUUAUUUUACCAUAGAUCGUUGUGAUUUACGACUUGUAAUCACCGAUAAUGGUUUCUCAUCGAUAUUGUUUUUGAUGUAACGUUAGAUGGUGUAAAAAAAACUUGAACGUUUGCUUGCCUAUAUGCUUGCUGGCUAACUUGCCUAUUCAACUAGCUAGCUUGUUACCGGCAAAAGUAAAGUGCACUUUCAACUAAAGCACCCUUUUUGUUCUUUUUUUUCGGGUGGGAAGUGUUUUUAUGUAAUGCUUUAUUCACAUGACUUAAAUAAAUGUGAACAUGUAUAACUAGCUAGCUCAAUGCCUAACUACCACUAGGCAACAUGGCUAACGUCAGCUUUCUAGCAAAGGAAGCAUUGCUAACUGGUUGCCUUGCUUAGAGCAAACAUUGAACUAACUACCUAAGUUGCCUAGAAACGUUCCUAGUCCAUCUUAAUUACCUAAGCAUACAGUCGGCUGUACAGCAAAUGAUUAAUUCUCUGCAAAGAAUUACCAAUCUUGUCAAUGAUGUUUUCAAUACAAAUGUCUGAACAUAUGAAUUUCAGUGAUUCUCACUUGUUGACUGAGACAUGAUCCCGACCUCUCCAUGCAUGCACACUGGAUGACAAACAUCUCUUUGGCUAACUUAUGGACCUUGUGUGUUUCAGACGAAGGGGACAUCGUCCUUCGGAAAGCGGCGUAAUAAGACGCACGCUCUGUGCCGUCGCUGUGGCUCCAAAGCUUACCACCUGCAGAAGUCGUCCUGCGGAAAGUGUGGGUAUCCUGAGAAACGCAAGAGAAGAUGUAAGUGCCAUUCCUUGAACGAUCAUUUAUGGUUUAGUUAUUGUCUCAACAUGUUGAAUGCUGAGGGUUGUUGCGGCAUCUUUUACCGCUUGCCUUAUUGACUUGUUAGAAUAUUUGACACAGUGCAGCAUGACACAAUUCAUGUUUACUACCCAGUGUCUUGUCAAUGAUGUUUUCAAUACAAAUGUCUGAACAUAUGAAUUUCAGUGAUUCUUACUUUGUGACUGAGACGAGACCCCAACCUCUCCAUGCAUGCACAUUGGAUGACAGAUCUUUCCCUAACUUGUGUGCCCCCACGUCUGUUGACUAGGAGUGAGAAAUCACAAAUCAGGAUCUCAAAGUUGACCAGCUAACAGAUUAACAAUAACUUUUUAGUCUAUUCUGGAAAUGAAGUUGAGGAUAUUUGGGAACGUUUGCUGGCAAAACCUUUGAUCCUGCUUUGUGACAAUUCCCUUUGCUAUGCCCCUUUUGUGUGUUGACCUGUUUCUUUCUGUAGACAACUGGAGCGCUAAGGCCAAGAGGAGGAACACCACUGGGUCCGGCCGCCUGAGACACCUGCGGGUCGUCUACCGCAGAUUCAGGUGAGCACAUCAACAGAGUACUCAUGUAAAGCCAGGGGUACACAGUCCUGCUGAUUUUUGCCCCAUUGCCUGGAAAACCAAGGUCGUUCAGUAGGGCACAUGGCAAAAUGUUUUGCAUCUGAAAAUGGCAUUCUCAUUGGACAAGUUCAAUUAGGACGCUCUUCCCCUUUCAAAGCGUUUUCUCCUGAUUCCUGCCUACUGAAUGCGACCCUGGUGUGUGGACUCCAGCCAAUCGUUAACAUUAGUGCAGGGGUGUCAAACUCAUUCCACGGAGGGCAGUGUGUCUGCAGGUUUUUACUUUCAAUUAUGACCUAGACAACCAGGUGAGGGGAGUUCCUUUACUAAUUGGUGACCUUGAUUGAUGAAUUAGUUACAAGGGUGGAGCGAAAACCUGCAGACCCUCGGCCCUAGGUGGAGAAAUGAAAACCUGCAGGACUGGAUCUCAAGGGCCUGAGUUAAUCAAAUGCUAAGGACAUUCAGGUCAUUCUACAAUAUGAGAGUUUAUUUGUGGUGGUUGACACUGUUAUAUGUGAAUCGAUCUCUGCUCCUGAGUCUGGUUGUGGCCCAAUAAGCCACUGCUAUCCGCCUGUUUGCUCUGUUAAAACUGUUGCUUUGAAAAUGCUAGCUGAAAUGAGCUUGCCAAUGAUGUCACAAAAUGUCUGAACAAAUGAGAUCACAGUGAUAUUAAGAUUUUUACUGAGGCAAGCUUCACUACCCCAUCAGUUGUGACCUAGGGGUCCCGGAGAAGACUUUUGAAAACCACUGACCUAGGGUCCAGAUAGAACUCAAUUUAUUCUGCCGCAUCUGUUAAUAGCAAUCUGUUACAUAGUUGGUUCAGCACUAGCAUAUGCAUCCAACAGACUUUCACAAAUAACACCACAACCUGUAAAGACCUAUAGUGACUGAAUGAAAAGUUGCUAAUUACCUUAGGUGAGCCGUAAGGUUACAAUUCUAGUCUUCUACAUAAUGUUCAGAUCUUAUUUUCUUUCCCUAUCCUUUUCAGGAAUGGAUUCCGGGAAGGGACCACCCCAAAGCCCAAGCGUGCUGCAGUGGCUGCCUCCAGCUCAUCCUAGACACACUUUGGAUUUACUUGUUUAAAUAAAUGUGUUGUUGAUAGUUUUGAGUCUUGUCUGGGGUUUUUUCAGUAUAACAUGAAUCAUCCAUGAACUCUUUCCACAGAUCAGUGUGAACUGUGCAGUGCACUGGGGUUCACCAAUCCCAAUUGAAUAAAUAUUUGCACUUAUCCUACCUGGCUGUUCUUUUUAAAGAGUGUUUGUCAACUUGCACAUUUGGUCCAAUUGAAAAAGCAUUAUUUCCCAAGCCACUGCUUUAAUCAUCAGUUGACAUAGCUUCUAACGGCCAUAGAAAUGGUAUGGGUAAGACAACCUUUUUACAGUAUUGUGUGGUGGGAUUAUAAAAUAUGCCAUUUAGCAGACUUUUAUCCAAAGUGAGUUAGGCAUGCAUACAUUGGCAGUCCUUUGUGGGCAAAUUAUGUCAUCAGACUUUGUCAUCAAAAUAACAUACCAGAAGGGGGCAUCGUUUACCAGGCUACCUAAAUUAUUGGGAUCAUCUGAUUACCCCGAGUGUUUGGAGGACGUUAAGUUCAUUGACAAAACAGACCAUGGGAGGCCUUUUCACACAGAUUUAUUUGUCAAACGUUCGCGGUGGGGUCUGUGUAAACUAUGUGAUUAUAUUGGAGACAGGACAUUUCAUCUAUUAAUUUACUGGUAUAGUAUUUCAAAGUAGCAGCCAUAUCAGCCAG
This is a messenger RNA of Coregonus sp. 'balchen', 3246 nucleotides long. NCBI's taxonomy places the organism in Eukaryota, Metazoa, Chordata, Actinopteri, Salmoniformes, Salmonidae. The record is from the annotation of a GenBank genome assembly.